Amoebophrya sp. A120 is the source of this 6220-nucleotide messenger RNA. NCBI's taxonomy places the organism in Eukaryota, Dinophyceae, Syndiniales, Amoebophryaceae. The record is from the annotation of a GenBank genome assembly.
AUGGUUGUCCGCUGGUGGUAUCAGUUUAGUUACUGUGGAAAAUAUUCUAGUACGUAGAAAUUGCUCUCUGAUAUAGAAGUUCUCCUUUCAUGUGCAUAGCAUAUCGCAGCAACUGUGCACGGUUCGCCGGCGAAACGGCAAAGACUAUACUCAUUUUGCGCUGAGCGCAAAAGAAGUAUUUGUCUUCGCGCCGGAGAAAUCCGGUGAGGGCGAGUCGGUGCCAAAAUAAAGAAAAAAGCUGGCAGUGUUCACUGUUUCGCUGGCGAAUAAACGGCGAAGACUUAUUUUGCGGCAGCAGAUCAUAAGUCUCGCUCCUUAGCCGGCGAAACGGUAAAAAUAAAUCAUUUUGCGGUCGCCGCAGAUAGAUGAAAAUAUGGCUUCGCUGAUUUUUCGCCGGCAAAAUGGCAAAUGCCCACUUUUUUGGGCGCGUGAAAAAAGAUUGACCGCACUUUGGUGCUUGACUUUCUGGCGACCGGGGAUGGAGUUUGACUGAGAAAAACAGCUUUUGCCGUUGCGGCCUCGACACGGUAAAAACUUAUUUCUCGGCCACCAGAAAAUGAGUCUUUCUCUUACUUACCAUUUCGCCGGCAGGCAAAGACUUUCGUUGCGGUGAGCGCAGUACAAGUUUUCGUCGUUUCGCCGGCGAAACGUGCCAGACUUAUUUUUCAGUCUAUCAAAAGCGAGAGUGUUUGUUUUUCUAUUUGCUGUGUCGCCGGAAUCAUACAACUAUUUCAAAGUGGGGCGCAAGGUAAUACAAAUAAGUAAGCAUUUACGUAAAUCAGAACCAAUCCACGCGGCGUGCGCCGCGUGGGAAAAAAAUAAGAAAACUCUUCAGCGUAGGCCCCAUUUUAUUGCCAGUCUGUCCUGAAAAAUUUUCGCGCUCGACUUUGUCGGUCGUAAUCUGGUAACCAAAUGCGUGCGCGCGCGCGCGCAGAGCGCGCGCCGGCCCACGAAGCCGGCGCGCGCGCUCUGCGCGCUUGCGAUAUUGCUUUAGCAAACGCAGCGCGAAGGCAGUUGCCGUUACCAUAUAGGGCAACCGCCGGGAGGCGUGAAGGUCCGGGAAAUGGCCAGAAAUGAAGCGGGAGAAGGGAAAAAAAGCGGACCAGAUGGGAAAAUGGGCAGGAGGUCAAAAAUGUCGCAAAAACGGCAGAAACCAAGCGGGAGGAGGUGAAAAAAGAGCAUUUUUGCAGUCUGGCCCACUGAGUAUCUGCAAAAGAGACGGACUAUUUUUUGCCUCGCCCGCUGGGCAGCUGCGUUGGAGCAGCAGGUCCGCGACCUGUUCGGAAGCCUUGGGCCGCUUCGUAACUGGAAAAAGUUGGAAAAAAAUGGCAAAAAUUUGCUUCAUAACGUGGGCGGAAGCAAUCGUCGGAUUUUGUCCAGAUCACCCGGGCCACUUGGAAAAUGGAAAAAGAUGAAAAAUUGCGCAAAAGCGCAUUCCCUCCGCAGGCUUCAAAACUGCCAGUCAUCUGCGGGCGGUGAAAAUGUGCAGAGCCCUUCGGCCACCUAAGAACCAGAAAAAAGAGCGAAAAUUGAAAAAAAUCGAGAACCCUCGGCAGGCUUACAAACUGGCCGCCAAGGGCGGUCCGGUGGGCGCGCGCUUGCGCCUUACCAUCGCGAUUGGGAAAAAAAAUUCGUACUAUAAGCGGGCGGAGGCAUGUCCCAAAAUCCCGAUUUGGCCGGGGUUGUGAGCACCAAUUCGGGACCUCCGCCGCGUCUGAAAUGGCCGACUUUGGUUGCCCGGAAGGGUUCGCGGGUUUUCGGCUUUCCGCAUACCUCCCUGGCCAGGGGGCCAGUUUGUCACGCAGGGGGCUAGAGAGGAUGCCCCGCUGCGAAAUAGCAGACCGGAUUUCGCCUUCAAUGCUUAUCGCAGGAGCCUGCGAUAAGCUUUGAAUGCGAAUCCGGAAGCCCCCGAUGACCAAGAUACCUUCCUGGCCAGGGGGCCAGUUUCUCAUGCAGGGGGCUUGCAGAAGAAGGAGCGGGACUGUAAUCAAAAAUAAAUAGCGCCAAAGCGCGGCCGCGCUUUCGCCGCGCGGCUGGUUAGGCUUUCGCGCUGGUUAGAAUUUCGCGCACGCAUUUGGUUACCAAUAUCGCCCUCCGGGCGCGACCUUCAUAAAGUGGCCGCGUUUGGCUUCUCUCGAAGUGACCAAAUUCGGGAGAAGACAAAGACGGCCAGCUUUUGGCCUCGUCUCUGAGGCCCAGUCUAACAAACACGCAGCGAGGUGGUCGCUUCUCGCUUUACAAUAGAAUAGUGGCCAGCUCUGGCGGCUUUUAUUGCGGAGACCCGGCCAGAUCAGGAAGAAACCAGGAAAGAGCUCGCCUGCUGUCCGCUACCUAGCCAGGCCUCGCUUUUUGCUUUUACAAAGCGCGCAGCUUUAGUUUCUUCCUUGUCAAAGUGCCAGGCGCUUCCUGAGCGACGGGAGCGGGACUCGCGACAGCAGUGCGCGAAGCAUCUAAACGCGAACGAGGCCCAGUCGCGCUCUUUCCACACGGCGCGUUAGUCGAAAAAAACACUUUUUGGGUUUGCAAGCUUCAGAAACGCUGCAGAAAUCCUUCAGAAGAUUUUUGGACCUUCAGAAGAGUCGCAACCUUCGGAAGGCCUUCAGGAAGGUUUUUUGACCUUCUGAAGGACAAAAAAUACUGCGCCACUUUUUGCAUAUUUUUUGUUAAAUAGUUCCGGUUUCUUUGUUCAGCCUUCAGAAGGUUUUAAAAAUUUCACCUUCAGAAGGUCAAAACCUUCCUGAAGGUCAAAAAUGAGUUGCGUCAGAACCUUCAGAAGCUUUUGUUUAUCAAAAAGCUUCUGAAGGUUAUUGAACACCUACUGAAGGCCCAAAACCGACAAAACCUUCUGAAGGUUUGAAAAAAAAAAAUAUUUUUUCUGAAACAGCACCUGUGUCCGUUUUAAUUCACUCUCUUUUCAAAAGUGUCCACUUUUGAACCUUCAGAAGAUUUUUUGAUCCUUCUGAAGGUUCUUCUGAAGAAUUUUCUUCUGAAGGUUGUGACGAUUUUUUCCCUUAUAGUCCUUCCAUUACAAGUCUUGGCCAUUUCGCCGGCGACGCGAUAAAGACUUCUUUAUUUUUCACUUGCCCAAAAAAGCAUAAGCCGCCGUAUCGGCGAAACGGCAAAAGUGCAAACUUUGCGAUGGGCGCAAAACGUAUACUGCUGCUCUGCCGUGGCCGUCCGUGUAGCAAGCGCUUUUCUUUUAUUUGUGUCGGAUCAAAAGCGCUGCAGAGCCAAUAAGCAAGAAGCCUUUGCCGUGUGCCGGCGAGGUGGCAAACACUCACAUCGCACGCGCACAGCAGCUCCGAGCUGUUUUGGGGUGAACUUCUAUUUAUUAUCAAAAAAGCAAUUUCUUUUCUUGUUCCAAAAACAGCAAUGCGUCGCUCGCCCUCUCUUCCGGAUCGUGGGGAGGCAAGGAGAGAAACGAUUCACAAGACCCGGCGUCGACGCCGUUUUGUCAAGCAGACGCACCCUGGUGCCUGCAUCAAGGGGGUCCCCGUGGGACGUGGAUGUGUGUUGCGGACCCGCUGGCAGAGGAGCUACGUUGGCGAAUACUCGUUCCGGGUAAGCCGCGUGGGACAGCAGAACUGCCCGUCGAUCUCACUGAUCACAGCGAGCCGCACCAGCAACGACAAGAAUUAUUGAAAGACGGAAAAGGAGCGGAGUUGCCAAGUGAGUUGCAGUUGAUGCAAUAUCCGAAAUUUCCAGGCCGAUACUUUGUUUUGUUCCCGAUGCCCACCAGCAAAUUACCUGCUGCUGGUCCAUCUACUCCAACCGGGUCAGGAGAUCUUGCUGCUGCGCAGCCCCCAGAUGAAGCGGACGCAACUGCAACUGCAACUACACCCGCACCCGGACCCGCUGACGCCGACCCAGCUCCAACAUCAGAUGUUAAGGCCACGGCAGAUCAAGCGCAAAGGAAGUACAAUGAUAUGUCCACACCGCAUUUGGCAGUCGACCUGCGGUCGCUCCAGGGACAUGCUAGCAAGGAGGAUACUAAGGCGCUGCAUAAAUGGUUCUUCGGAGACGAAGGAAAAGAGAAGGGGGAUCGGUGGGGGAGGAAAACGAUUCGUACUCCAGAGUUUAUGGAAGAGGACGGGUUCGAUGAGAAAACGAAAACGGAAGAGGCGACCCCAGCCGAACUUCUUGGCAAGGCGGUACAGGAAGCGCAGCUGGACGACCACGAUAUCGGUGACGGCGCUCUACUUGGCGGACUCAAAAAAUUGAACGUAGACGACCAGCAGAACAAGUCGACGGGGUGGAGGCAUUCCGCGUGGAUCCGGUUUGGGAACAUCGUGAACCUAUUGCAGACGGCGAUGGGAAAUUUGGCAAGUUCGAAAAAAGGCUGCAGCCUUACCGAGGAAGACUCACCGACAAUCAACAGUGCCGAACAAAUGGAAAAUCAAAUAUUUCCAAACGACGCGGAGAUGUUGAAGAAAGAAGCAAAGUGUUUAGAGGACAACGCGGUAAGCGAAGAUUGUUCAGGAGCGAUGAAAAAAGCCGCUGAGGCGCCUCUUCAACACCCCGUGUUUGUAGUCGAGAAUCCGAGCAAACUCCUACAGCCGAUAGAGAUUCCGUACGUCGCCGCCGGCACCGUCGUCGGGUGGUCCCGGUACCGUUACCGAAAUGCUGGUGAUGAUUUCGUUGGCCCCCUCGUGAAGUGUCAUGAUCCGUCACAACUCUUGAAGGUUCCGAAGGAAAUAGUUAACGACGAGUCCAGCAGCGAUGAGUACUGGAGCACGAAGAAAAAUCCACGGUACCUACGGCACAGCGAUGACGCUGCCAGGUACGUGCUCCACCCGCAUGCGCCUUUACCCUCUGCGGAAAUCCGAUGCACAGGAAUCCGCUUUAAGAAGAUCUACGAUCUGCUUGGGAACAAUGAGAAGUUUGUGCUCCGCGUGGAGCCUGCAAGCCCGGCAGGCUUUUUCAAGUAGUCGCAGGCGUCUUUGCGCCAACGAGGUCCAGUUUGAUAAGUUAGCGGGAAAUAAAAACGAACGUCGAACCACGUCAGACUGAGUAACCUCACCAUUAUUUCAACCUCUACAACUGCGACGACCGACCAGCUUUCUCAACAACAACUACUUCUGAGGCCACUGUGUGGUUUGAUCUCUCUUAACCGUAUGGGAGUGUCAGGACUGAAAUCGUCAAAGUUAAAAUAGUUUGCCAUGCUGAAAAUGCAGCCCACAAAGUGCCUGUCUUGCGGAGUAGGCAAGUGAGGCAGAUUGUAAGCCUGUUAUGGAGUAGAAACUGAGCUGCUAAAGUAAGUAGCAUGACAAAAGGCGUGCUCCUUGCCCACGCGGAUGACAAACUGCAUUGCGGUUCUACGCAAAUUUGUCAUGCGCCAGCGCCACUUAGAAACUGGGUUUGUUGCAACAGUCAUCCACUUCAUGCAUUGCAAGUUAUUUCAACUUUGUCGAUUUCAAUCCUGACACAUCCAUAGGCCAAUAUACUGGAUGCAGCUGCGAGCUCAGAUUUCUGUUCUUUCUCAUUGUUUCUACCGGUGUGUUUAUUAACUUUACUGCCGACCGACCGCUACACUUGUUUGAGACCCCGGACCUGUACAACUUCAAUGACGUAUGAGAAACUACCAUGCCUGAACAAGAGCUUUUUUUUGUCCGUGAAAGAACAAUCGCCCCUCUACCAGGACCACAUCCAUUCCUUCCGCAUCCUAACCUUCCCGGAAGAUUGCUGUCCGAAGACGGAUUUGUUUUCGCAGUAAAGGACGAUAGUUUGUGGCGGGGAUGGAAUUUAGGAGUUUACUUUACGGAUCAACAAAUGGAUGAAAACGUUUUGACGCGACCACUUGCGGCGGGACCGGGAGGGGUUGACUCUUACUGACACGAAUUGCAGUGUACUAGAACUACUACUAUGAUGAAUAAAAUGAACUCAGCGAUAAGGAGCAGAUGAUCUAUUGAGUAAACUUACGAAAGAACUACGGCUUCUCAGGGAAUCAUUGAAUCGGAAAUGUCGUGCUGACGUAUGGAAGGUUGAUUUUUAAAUACGUGUAGACAGAAGUUUCAGUUUCCCUUUACCUUUCUUGCUUUUGUUAUUCUUGCGGCAAAUUGUUUGAAUCCAAUUUCCAAAUCCAAUCGAUUUACUUUAUGCAUUUAAAACAGGACAAUGACAGUGACAGAGUUUGCACAGAUGUUUCUUCUUGAGCUUUUGUUUCACAAAAAAAUGCGACGAGUCUGCGCACGCGCUGGUGGUUUCGCUCUGAGAACUUAAU